CUGUCAUUUCUAUUUUUGUUGUAUUUGUCACUUUUGUCAGUUUAUCAAAAGAUUUGAAAUAUGGCUGAUCUGUUAUCGGUGCCUUUAAAAAAACCGAGCGAUGUCGACAUCGCUACACCUUUAAAAAACCUAAUACAAUCGAGAUACAGUACCGCAGAUAACCCGGAAAACUGUACAGAAGCGGUAAACGAAUUUUCCAAGCUGCGAAGUAACGCUAUAUGGAAGGCAUUCGAAAAGUACGAGAGUUCGUUAGAGAUCAUUUAUGGAUACUACGAUCAACUUGUCGCUUUGGAAACGAAAAUUCCACCACAGGAAUUACAAGUUCCUUUUAAGUGGAAAGAUGCUUUUGAUAAAGGGAAUAUCUUCGGUCAUAAAGCCAGUUUAACUAUACCAUCUUUAAGUUUUGAAAAGGUUUGUGUAUUGUUUAAUAUUGCUGCGCUACAAAGUGCAGUUGCAGCAGCUCAAAGUAUCGACAGUGAUGAUGGACUUAAACUGGCCGCAAAACUUUUGCAGCAAGCUUCUGGUAUAUUUAAUUACUUGAAAUCAACUAUAAUGUUAUCCAUCCAACACGAUCCUACUCCUGAUAUGAAUCCGGACACUUUAGGAGCUCUCUCCCAGUUGAUGUUAGCACAGGCUCAAGAAAUAUUUGUACAUAAGGCUAUGCAUGACAAUAUGAAGGACCAGAUUGUUGCAAAAUUAGCUGCACAAGCUGAAGAACUGUAUGCCGAAUGUUUGAAAGUUUUUCAGAGAGAAAAUUUGAAAGCUAUUUGGGAUAAGGACUGGAUACCAACUAUUGCAGGGAAACAAGCUGCUUUUAAUGCAGUUGCUGAGCUUUACCAAAGUUUAGUUUGUAGAGAGAAAAAGGCAGUUGGCCAAGAAAUAGCAAGACUUAGGAGAUCAUGUGAGUUGUUUAAAGCUGCUCAAUCAAGGUGUGGCAAAUCCAUAUUCUCAGAUUUACUAAACAAAGCCGAAAGAAACUUAGCAGAAGUAGAAAAAGAUAAUGAUUUUAUAUACCAUGAAAGAAUACCGGAUUAUAAAUCGCUAGAACCCAUUGGAAAAGCCGCUUUGGCUAAAGUGCUUCCAUUGCAAGACCGAAUGUCUCAAAACUUCAAAGAUUUGUUCUCAAGUUUAGUACCAGUAGCUGUUCAUCAAGCUUUAGCUGCCUAUGAUAUAAGAAAAACUGAAAUUGUUAAUACGGAAAUAUCAAAGAUAAGGGAAGCAACACAGGAGUUAAAUGGAAUAUUGGCAAGCCUGAAUCUACCUGCGGCCAUCGAAGUUACCGACUCUUCAACCGGUCUUCCACCUUCAAUUGUGGAAAAAGCAGUGGCAGUGGCAUCUUUAGGAGGAAUUGCGGAACUAAGCAAGAUGAUAGAAGAACUGCCCGAUUUGUUGAAGCGAAAUCAGGAUAUUCUCGAUGAAACCGACCGGAUGUUGAACGAGGAAAAAGCUGCCGAUGACGCUUUGAGACAACAGUUUAAAGAAAAAUGGACUAGAACGCCAUCUGAGAAGUUGACAGAGAUGUUCAAAUCGAACGCGGGAAAAUAUAGGCAGAUUAUUAAUAAUGCUAUUGAGGCCGAUAAAGUUAUUCAAAGUAAAUUUAACACCCACAAAGCUAUGAUGGAACUUCUCAGUAAAUCGCCUGCUGAACUGGAAUCAUCCUUACCAUCUGGUAAUGGAGGAAAUAUAGGAAACUCGUCAACAGUGGUUACUCUAAGACAACUAAUGGAAGAGGUAGAGACGAUUAAAGCUGAACGCGAUGCCAUCGAAUCGGAGUUAAAGGGUCCCACUGCCGACAUGAAAGAUGAGUUUCUGUCGGCGCUGGCCAAAGAUGGCGGUAUCAACGAAGCUGCCCUCUCAUAUCAAAGCCUAGGUCAGAAGUACGGACCCCUUCAAAAGCAGGUGCAAGAAAGCAUCGAGAAACAGAAAAGUUUGGUUGAGAGGAUAAGGAGUGCCCAUGAAGCCUUCACUAGUGAAAGAGGUACUACAACUGGAGGAAGGGAGGCUAUGAUGUGUCAACUGGCGGCUGCUCACGAUGUCUUCAGAGAUUUAUUAAACAAUCUGCGGGAAGGAACCAAGUUCUACAAUGAUUUAACACAGCUCUUGGUAAGUUUCCAAAAUAAAGUGUCAGACUUCUGCUUCGCCAGAAAAACUGAAAAAGAUGAAUUGAUGAAGGAUUUGACACAGGAGAGUAGUAGGACAACUCCAGCGCCUACUCCCCCUACACCAAGUUACUACUCAGAUCCUAAACCAAGCACACCUCCAUCAGCUGGAAGUUCUACCGCGCCACAACCAGCUGCUCCAGGUCAGGUACCUUCUAACCUUCCCUAUCCAGUGUACGUCCAAGGAAUGCCCGUGCCAUAUGGGGCUACAGCCAACACGCCUUACCCUACCUACGCACCUCCGCCUAUGCCUCAGGGAUACAACCCGUACGGUACAUUGCCCUACCCAAAUAACUACAGUUUUCCCCAGUCUGGUCAAACAGGAACAUAUCCCUCUGGGACUUAUCCUCCUGGAACUUAUCCACAACAGGGAUACCAACCUCGUCCAUGGUAAGGAAGUCGAUAUAUAAUAUAUUCUAAGAUUAUAUUAUAGUGUUAGAACCUAGUAAUGUAAAAUAAUUAUAGUUUUUCUGUAUAACUUUUCUUUAAUAACCACACAUGAAGUAUAGUGUAUAAAUAAUUGGUUUGUAUAAUGAAAUGGUGGUGCUUAUGCAAGUGAUGAGUCUUAUAUAGGUAUUAAUCUUUUAUAGAAAAUUGAACUGAACUGUUUUUAAAAGCAAUUAUUGUUUUAAUGCAUUUAUAAAAUUUGUAUUAGUUUAAUAAAAAUUUAACAAAA
This is a messenger RNA of Sitophilus oryzae (rice weevil), 2835 nucleotides long. It is a transcript of the gene ALiX, whose product is annotated as programmed cell death 6-interacting protein. Gene Ontology annotation, biological process: mitotic cytokinesis. The transcript has 14 exons. The record is from RefSeq and is a predicted model, not a curated record. Gene Ontology annotation, molecular function: protein binding. Gene Ontology annotation, cellular component: endosome. Bases 61 to 2553 code for a protein of 830 amino acids. Lineage: Eukaryota; Metazoa; Arthropoda; Insecta; Coleoptera; Curculionidae.